Messenger RNA from Anarrhichthys ocellatus (wolf-eel), 2620 nucleotides. Its product is annotated as protein Wnt-2b-A-like. Gene Ontology annotation, molecular function: cytokine activity; frizzled binding. NCBI's taxonomy places the organism in Eukaryota, Metazoa, Chordata, Actinopteri, Perciformes, Anarhichadidae. The transcript has 5 exons. Gene Ontology annotation, biological process: multicellular organism development; cell fate commitment; canonical Wnt signaling pathway. Bases 279 to 1448 code for a protein of 389 amino acids. Gene Ontology annotation, cellular component: extracellular region. The record is from RefSeq and is a predicted model, not a curated record.
AUUCAGUGCGCAACAAACUGGGGAGAAAAGUUGAAUAUUCAAUUAUUGCUGAUACAAGACCGUUAGAGACAUCUGAGACGGGACUUAUUCUGCUCAUGAUCACCGACGCUGCUGAAGAUUAUGGAUACAGAAGGAAAAUCUGCUUGGCUUUAUUAAAAUGUUGACCGGUGGAGUCUUAAGCACUUUCCUUCCACGUGAAGCUCUUUUUGAUCCCAGAUGAUGGACGGCAGACAAGCGUCAAGGACUUUCACACCUGAUUGUGCAGCUUUUGCCAACACAUGAAAGGAAGAAACAUGUUUUGUCUGAUGAAGUCUCGGAGCGUAGCACACAGCAGCAGGGCGAUGGGGAGCGGAAAUGGGAGAAAAACCCAACAUCACUCCAAACCCAUCAAAAUUUACUUCAUUUUUAUUUUGCUCCUGCUGAUUUUCACACCGAGGGUGGAUUCAUCGUGGUGGUACAUCGGAGCGCUGGGUGCUCGGGUGAUCUGCGACAACAUUCCCGGCCUGGUGAACAAGCAGCGGCAGCUGUGCCAGCGGCACCCGGACCUGAUGCAGUCCCUCGGCGAGGGAGCCAAAGAGUGGAUCAAAGAGUGCCAGCACCAGUUCAGACACCACCGCUGGAACUGCAGCACGCUGGACCGGGACCACACUGUGUUUGGCAGGGUGAUGCUGCGAAGCAGCCGCGAGGCAGCGUUCGUGUACGCAAUCUCUUCGGCAGGAGUGGUCUACGCCAUUACCAGGGCCUGCAGUCAGGGGGAGCUAAAGAUCUGCAACUGUGACGGCCACAAGCGGGGGCGAUCGAGCGACGACAGGGGCAUCUUCGACUGGGGUGGCUGCAGCGACAACAUCAACUACGGCAUCAAAUUUGCCAAGGCGUUCGUCGACGCUCGAGAGAGGAUGGUGAAAGACGCUCGAGCGCUGAUGAACCUGCACAACAACCGGUGCGGACGGAUGGCAGUGAAGCGCUUUAUGAAGCUGGAGUGCAAGUGUCACGGGGUCAGUGGCUCCUGUUCUCUGAGGACCUGCUGGCUGGCGAUGUCCGACUUCAGGCGAACGGGAGACUACCUUCGCAAGAAGUACAACACAGCCAUCGAGGUGACCAUGAACCAGGACGGGACGGGCUUCAUGGUGGCUGACAAGGACUUCAAGGGAAGCACCAAGAAUGAGUUGGUGUACGUCGAGAACUCACCAGAUUACUGUCUCACGGACCGCUCAGCAGGCUCCUUGGGCACAGCAGGCCGAGUGUGCAACAAGUCCUCCAGAGGCACAGACGGCUGCGAGGUCAUGUGCUGUGGGCGGGGCUACGACACCAUGCGCGUCAAACGUGUCACCAAGUGCGAGUGCAAAUUCAAGUGGUGCUGCGCCGUGGAGUGCAGCCACUGCGAGGACUUGGUGGAUGUUCACACCUGCAAGCCCCACAAGCGGCCCGAUUGGCUGGACAUCACCUAACGAGGAGACCUGACCAAUCACCUACGGACGGACUCACCAACCUGCUCGCUAAUGACUGCAUUGUAUUAUGGGAUAUAUAAUUGGGAUCUCUUAACUGUCACACCUGUCUGGCUUUUGAUCCCAUUGACGCUUCAUGAAGCAGAGACUACACGUUGAUGCUAAACUGGAAAUUCGGCCCAGUUACUGAGUGUGUGCUGCUUUAACAAGUGCUUUUUUUUAAGAUAAACAUUGAAUCUUUGAUACAAAACGGCUGAAUAUAUUGUAUUGUUCUGUUGUAAACGCACCCUUGUUUGAGGCAGAGUUAUGAGGUGAUGUCUGCUUGUUUUAUAGAGUGUUAAGGCGGUGUGAGAACAUGACAUCCUGCUCAUACCGAUGAUCAUAUUUACAGUAAUAAUUUUGUAUCAUUUAAAAUGAUAUCAUUGUAUGGUACUGCAACAAAUCAUUUAAAAUACAAAAAAAGACAAUUGCUGCUAAUGAGUGCAACUCUAACAAAACAGCAAACAGUGGGAGGGAGCUUGUGAAAAAGUUCCUACUCGGAUAAGAUCAAAUAAUCACACUGUGAACCGGAAGGAACCGCAAACAGAAGAACGUUAAAGUGGCUGCAUAUUUUUGAGCAGGUUCACGGGAGAGAAACAACGGACUAAGCAGGAACAGUGAAGUGGCGUAUGGACUUUGGAGUGGUGUCUGAAACAUUUUCCAUACAGUAUCCCACAUAUUCUGUCUGCAAUUGGUCCAACACACUCUGGCUGUUUCCCCUGAUGGAGAACUUUAUCAUUUCUACCUCUGGCUCUUUGUCUUCAUUUUGUUGUGUUUUGGCGCUACUGCGACAGCUUCAAGCAAUUGUCCUUAGACCGUGUUCAGAAAGACAAAAGAACAGCGUAACCCCCCCCCCCAAAAAAAAAAACACAGCCCCCAUAUACAUUUCAAUUAGGCUACUCUGUCAAAAAAUUGUAACAUUGUCUGGAAAAAACAUUGUGUAGGCCAAUCAAAUACAUUGUACUAUGUAGAUUACUUAACACCUUCACCUGAUGAUAGACAUGCAGGACCAUAUUUUUGACGUGAUGGGAUCCAAAGUUGUCAAAUCCAGUGCAAUAAUAUUCCAAACUGCUGUGCAGUGAUUCGGUGUCUGGUGAGUCCUAAAACUCAUGAGUUUAUCAAAUAAAACUGACGGG